AUGGCCGCCCACCGCUCUGCUACCCGUGCUCUUGCACGCGCUUUCACCUCCCGCACUGCUGCUGCGCCCGCUGCUCGCGUCGCCCGUCCCUUCACCGUCUCCGCCUUCAGGGCCAACGCCGUUCAUGAGAAGGAGGUUCCCAUCGUCAGCUGGCCCGCCACCAAGGAUGGCAAGUCCUCGAUCCCCGUCAACCCUGGCCAGCAGGCCGUCAAGGAGGAGCCCGCUGAGCCCACCGAGGUCGUUCCUCUCACCGCCGAGGCUUACGAGAAGAUGACGCCCAUGAUGCAGAAGAUGACCGUUUACGGCAAGGUCAUCAUUAUUACUGGUGGUGCCCGUGGUCUCGGUAACCACAUGGCCCGUGCUUGCGCUGAGGCCGGUGCCAAGGCUCUCGUCCUCUUCGACGCCAACGAGGAGCUCGGCAAGGAGUCUGCCAACGAGCUCUACCAGAAGACCAAGAUUCCCGUCACCUUCCUCAAGGUCGACGUUCGUGAUGGCGACGCUAUCAACGCCGCUGUUGACCGCGUCGUUGAGCUUUACGGAUGCCCCGACGUCCUGGUCAACUCUGCUGGCAUUGCUGACUCCAACAUCAAGGCUGAGGAGUACGACAGCUCCAUGUUCAGGCGCCUGAUUGACAUCAACCUUACUGGUACCUUCCUCAUGUCGCAGGCCGUCGGCAAGAAGAUGAUCGCCCACGGCAAGCCGGGCUCCAUCGUCCUCGUCGCCUCCAUGUCCGGCACCAUUGUCAACUACCCCCAGGAGCAGUCCUGCUACAACGCCUCCAAGGCCGGCGUCGUCCAGUUCGGCAAGUCCAUCGCCGCUGAGUGGGCCAAGCACAACAUCCGCGUCAACUGCAUUUCCCCCGGUUACAUGGACACGGCCCUCAACCGUGUUCCCACCCUCGAGGGCCAGAAGAAGAUCUGGCGCUCCCUCACCCCCCAGGACCGCCUCGGCGCCGUCGACGACCUCAACGGCCUCUGCGUCUUCCUCGCCUCCGACGCCUCCGGCUUCAUGACCGGCUCCAACGUCCUCAUUGACGGCGGCUACUCCUGCUACUAA
Messenger RNA from Verticillium nonalfalfae, 1056 nucleotides. RefSeq lists its product as uncharacterized. The transcript is spliced from 3 exons. Bases 1 to 1056 code for a protein of 351 amino acids. Gene Ontology annotation, molecular function: oxidoreductase activity, acting on the CH-OH group of donors, NAD or NADP as acceptor. Lineage: Eukaryota; Fungi; Ascomycota; Sordariomycetes; Glomerellales; Plectosphaerellaceae. The record is from RefSeq and is a predicted model, not a curated record.